CGUGGCGUUCGUGUAGGUUCGGUUUGUUUGGGCGUCCUCCGGGUUCUUUUAUUUUGAUUGAAUUUUAUAUUUUUAUAUACCUCGUCAUUGUCGCGUGCCGGUUUAGCCAGGAAUCUUCCUAUGUUUUUUUAUGAUGGUUUUAAUCAUUCAGUGUGUGUUUAGCAGUUAAGUUAAAAUGUCUCGCGCAGAAAAUUACCUCGCUCUGUGCUUGCUGGAUGCGAUGGAGGAUGAAAACUUGGGUUCGCUGCGCGUUUUGCUGGAGAAACACAAGGCCAACCCGAAUGCUAUUGUUCUGGAGAAGAACGUUGCUCCGGUCCAUUUGGUGUUGGGAGCGGAUAACGUAAGGUUUUCGGAGCAAGCGACAAGUUUGAUGCUGCAGUAUGGGGCCAAUCCAAACCUCCGGUCGGACGAGGAAGGAAUGACUCCAUUGCACGUUGCGGCCAAUUUGGGACGACCACGGUUGGUAGAGAUGUUGCUGAAGGCAGGAGCAGAUGUGGACAUGCGGGAUCGUGAUGCUAAAUUGCCGGUGGAGUAUGCCGUUGAGGAAGGGCACUUUGAAGUAGUAAAGGUGAUGCAGAAUUUCGUUUUUGAGAAAAAGUUCGAGAAGAAACGGAACGAACUUGCUCAGAGGGAGCAGCAAAACGGGACUGUCGCUGGAGGGUUCGUCAAAUGCCUUGGCGGUUUCUUGAGGAUUGAUACCCCGACCAAGAAUAGCUUGUUGUGUGAAGAGAGUAAGCUGACACCGAAUCGAGUUCAUUACAAUUUCGAUGCUACGUCGCCUUACUAUAUUAAUAUUACACAUCGAAGAAAGGAAGGCGAUAAACGCACGAAGAAUAACAUCAAUCGGGCUAUCGUUCAUAUGCAAGAAGAAGACCUUGAGGGAACCAGGCUGAGCGACGAUACUGAGAUAAUAAUGGCUCGAAAGAACCUGUUCGAACUAACGGAGCGAAAUUUAGCUAGCUUUAGUCAAAAUAUUUCGACGACAGGGGACCGAACUAGAACCUCGUUCAUCGAAUGUUGGCGAGACAAAAUAGCUGCUCUACGAACACGGAACAAGUUGAGCACAAACAUUGAGGACAUUGAAAAAAUAUUAUCUGGCUUCUCCAAUAGCUCGCUGGAAGACGAUAUUGAUCGGCGAACCUACACAGUAGAAUCGAACGAAUCUGAUUUCGCUUCGGACUCCGAACCAACCAAUGCAGCAUUCCAAACUGCCUUCGAACAACCAGCCAAACACGAAGACAGCUUGCGGACAAACGAGUUUGCCCUGGCACUGUGCCCAUCACCUGAAUUGGUGCAAUCAGACAGGUCACCCUUCCCGGAAGCGCACAAUCGGGUCAUUCAGAUCACGGAAGAAUACAUCCACACCGACGAUGAAGCCGGUUUGGUAUUCUACGAGAAAAAGUUCUUGUCUGCUCCGGUUGCCAAAAACACCGGCCAACAAAAUACAUCACUGUCUAGUCAAUCCACUGCCUUGACCUUGCCUCCGCUAGAUUACGACACCGAUGCCCUACGAGCGGAACUCACCAACUUCGGUGAACCACCUGGACCCAUUACGAAGCAUACGAAAAAGUUGUACCUCAAGAAGCUGAUCAAAUAUAAGCGGGAUCCGGAACGUGCACUGGCUCAAGUCAAGAGUAAAUUGCAACCGAAUUUUUCCGUUGAGCUGCUGGCAACGCUUCGCAGCGAAGAUGUCUUCGGAAAAAUUCCGCAACAUCAAGAAUUGGAAACGGAAAUGUCCAGCGAGUUUACGACGACCAACGAUAAAACCUGGCGCGAGGGGCACCUGAAAAAGAGUUUUAUCUACCUCCUGAUCGAUCCUCGAAUGUCGGAAAAUCUCCCGGCCCAGCAGAAUCUUUCCUCGCAGCACGAUCUGUGGAAGCGCUUCCUGCAGUCGAUUUUCUACGUUGGCAAAGGCAAAAGCAGUCGUCCCUAUUGCCACCUGUACGAUGCCAUGAAGCUGUAUCAGCAAAAAUCCAACGAAACCAACGGAUUGAAACCCCCGGACCAGGUCGUUCAGCUGCAGGUGGAAGAAGAGCAAAUCAUCUUCCAAAGCGACGAACGAAUUGAGCGGGUGUGUCGGACAACGAAAAUCCUCAACCGGAAGCAGAUGAACGAUAGCGCCAAACUGAACAAGAUAAUCGACAUUUGGCGCGCCCAGCGGGGCGUCAUUUGUCUGCACGUGUUCCACAAUGUAAUGCCGGCGGAAGCGUACACCCGGGAGGCGGCCAUAAUCGAUGCGCUGGGGGUGCAGAAUUUAACCAAUCUGAAGCGGGGCGAUUACUACGGGAAGUCACUGUCGUGGCCGAUGAAGCGGCGGAAGCAGUUGGGCAUCCUGCUGUUGUACAAGGCCUUGCUGAUCUACCUGGCCGAGGGCGAGACGCAACUGCUGCCAAGUGAUUUGAUUUGAAGCGCGAGGCUUCCCGAGGCAAAAGUAUGUUAUUUG
Molecule: messenger RNA, 2443 nt
Organism: Ochlerotatus camptorhynchus
Lineage: Eukaryota; Metazoa; Arthropoda; Insecta; Diptera; Culicidae
Product: ankyrin repeat and LEM domain-containing protein 1
Exons: 2
Coding region: 176-2407 (743 amino acids)
Biological process (GO): double-strand break repair via homologous recombination; resolution of meiotic recombination intermediates
Cellular component (GO): cytoplasm; nucleoplasm
Molecular function (GO): protein binding; DNA endonuclease activity
Source: RefSeq, a predicted model, not a curated record